This is a messenger RNA of Xenopus laevis (African clawed frog), 1261 nucleotides long. RefSeq names its product solute carrier family 48 (heme transporter), member 1 S homeolog (gene slc48a1.S). NCBI's taxonomy places the organism in Eukaryota, Metazoa, Chordata, Amphibia, Anura, Pipidae. The transcript is spliced from 3 exons. Gene Ontology annotation, biological process: heme transport. The record is from RefSeq and is marked provisional. Bases 32 to 469 code for a protein of 145 amino acids. Gene Ontology annotation, molecular function: heme transmembrane transporter activity; heme binding. Gene Ontology annotation, cellular component: lysosomal membrane; phagocytic vesicle membrane; lysosome.
CCAGUGUUGGCUCAGCUGUAAAGUUUCAGUCAUGGCGGUCACCAAGCAGCUUUGGAUCCGAAUCAUUUACGCGGCCGUGGGCACCUUGUUUGGCCUAUCAGCCUUCCUGGUAUGGAAUGUGGCCUUCGUGCAGCCUUGGACCGCAGCCAUGGGAGGGUUAUCAGGGGUUCUAGCACUUUGGGCGCUCAUCACACACAUCAUGUACGUGCAAGACUUCUGGAGGACGUGGCUAAAAGGACUGCGCUUCUUCCUUUGUAUAGGCGUGCUUUUCUUUGUACUAGCGCUGGUGGCCUUCAUUACAUUCCUUGCAGUAGCCAUAUCUGAAAAGCAAUCCAUAUCCGACCCAAAGAGCUUAUACUUGUCCUGUGUAUGGAGCUUUAUGUCUAUGAAGUGGGCCUUCCUGCUGAGCCUGUACUCAUACCGCUACAGGAAAGAGUUUGCUGAUAUCAGCAUCCUCAGUGACUUCUGACAUAGAGAAUUCCUAAAAAGGGGACUUCAAUCUUGGAGUUUUAUAUGUGUGAUGGAGCACACCCGCUCUUUCUUCUCUCUACUAAUCAUCUGGGUUUGUGCCUGAAGAAGGAAGGAAAGAUGGAAGACCACAAACAUUGCUUUCAUAUUCCUAUUUCUUAACUGCCACGCAUCUGCAUAUCCCAUGACGAUUUUGUAAUUCAAUUGAAUCCUCUUUUUGGGUUAAGAUUUGCAAUUUUUUCUGAAAGCCUGAGAGCAGUGAUUGCUGAACCCCACACAGUUCGUUCUGAUUUAAAAGAAGAAUGGGGGUAGUAAACAUUUUUAACUUCCAUAAGAAAGGGGAUGUUUCAUUUCACAGCUUACCUCAUCGUAUCUACAAAAUACUCAUUUUCCCCCAUUUCCAAUUAUAUAUAUCUUUUUUUAAAACUUCAGUUUUUUUAAAAACUUGUUUGUAUCAGUAUGUGUGUAUUCAUGUCUAUACCUUUUGUGUUUGUUUAGUUAAUAUACAUAAUUAAUAUUCAUAUAUAAAUUGGAUUUAUGUUAUUGAGCUGUAAGCCCAAAGGUAGCAGAACAAGUUCCUCUGUGCUGUGUCUGGGAGAAUUUUAUUGGUCUACUGUGUAGCCCGUUGGGUGACGGGCAGAAAGCCCAGAGAUAUGAUUAUGGCACAUUAGGAAGUGCAGCACUUAAAGGAAGGGAUCCUGCUGUAUCAUGUACAUCCAUAUCAGUAUUUUAUUCAUGUUUAUUCAAAGUAAAUCAAUAUAAAAUAAUCACUUUUUUAAUAUAUGUACAACAA